AUUUCCCAGCUCCACUCGGAGCAUCAAAACUGGACUGAAUUCGUCAGAAUCGUACCAUUUGCCCCGGAGAUAUUCGAAUUUUGGAGAGUUAAUUGUUCCCAAUUCCGUCCCUCAUCAGUUCUCCUCCAAAAUUUUCCCAAUAAAAAAAUACUCAAACGCUUACCAUCGUGGGUAACCCAAUUCGGCUUGACCAGUUUCAUAUUUUGUCACUUAACACACCACAAAAUCACAAAAAAACCCGUCUCAUACCGUCCAAAGCACACACAUCAAUCUACCUACACAGAUCAGUGGACAAUCUAAAUAACACUAUGCAAAUAUAUCUCAUGUAAAAAAUUAUGAUCCAAUUGUUUAAAUGACGUUCAUAACCUCUACUAUGUAAACUGAACAUUCAUGCCGGACUUUCAACGACGCACCAUGGUGGCACUAUUUGGGAGAUGGCGCUGAAAAUAGCGAAAUUAAAACCCUCUGAUCAACAAUCGAGUGUUUAACUCUCACCCAGCAACAAAUGAGUGAUAGAUAACCAAAAUCUUCGUUCAGAAACUCGAAAAAAGCUCCUGAGAAUGUGAAUCAAUUUUUCCCCCUGGAUUUCGCGAGUCAACAGAGCCUUGGAGGUUGAACAACCCUCGAGAGAGAUGUUGCACGAGCUGCUGUUGUCCCUCUGGGGAUGCUCGACGAGUCUGGAAAAAAUUGUCGAGACUGACUCAGUCCUCCUGGACAAGUACUUCCACCCAGGUGAGCGAGGCCUGAUAAAAAAUAUUCUCCACAUCUCGUCGCACUACAAAACAAUUCAGACCUUCAUAAAAACCUACUCCUCAACAAACGACCUGGAGAACGCCAAUGAAACCGAGGCCCUCCCCCAGGGUGUCUACCUCCAGGCGUUCUGCGACGGUCUCGACAAGUCCCUGGAGCCCUUUCGCGACGAAAUCGUCGACCUGGAGAGAACCAUCCUCCACAAUGCCCACACCCCCGCCACGACAAUCCUCUCGAGGGUGGAGAACUUCGAGUACCUCUUCGUCCUCCUCAACUCGAUAAUACGCCAGAUAAAGACCCAGAGGACCCAUGGGACGUGCUUACUCCAGUGCAUCCACGAGCACAUGCACACGGGCAUUCCCGAGGUGAAGACCGCCCUUCAGAAGAUUCUGCACUGCGUCCAUGCGGUAUUCUACAAGCAGCUGACGAGUUGGCUACUGUAUGGCCAGCUCGAGGAUGUCCACAAUGAGUUCUUCAUCAGGAGAACGAAGAACACCCACGAGAGCCUCCUGCUGGCGGACAGCAAGAACAGCUCAGGCCAGAGGACCAAGAAGUGCGAUGACAUGUGGAAUUAUGAUAUUGCGGUGGAGAUGCUGCCUUCCUACAUCACUCCGUCACUCGGCAACAAGAUAUUGAGCAUUGGGCAGACGAUUAUCAUCUUUGGGAAUGAUCCUAGACAGGACAAAGACUACAAAAUGAAAGCCGAAAUCACUAAAAAUCCGGUCUGGGGUGAGAAGGAGCACGAGUACUUCGGAAAGCUCCAGAAUCUCCAGAUGAAGCCUGUCUUCAACGUGAUAGAGUUCGAGCGAACGAUAGACGAGCUGAAGAAGUGCGUCACGAGGCUUCUGUGGCAGGUGGCAGUGGACGAUGCUCAGUUGCUCCAGCAGAUAAAAUUGAUCAAGGACUUCUACCUCAUCGGUAGGGGAGAUCUCUUCCUGGACUUUAUAAAACUGACUUCGCACAUUCUCAGUAAGCCUCCGACGAGCCACACCUCGAGGGACAUCAAUUUGGCCUUCCAGAUGACGAUGAGGCGAGUCAUGUUGCAUGAUGAGAGUGCAGUCGAUAGCUUCAACUUCAUGCUGCCAUCGCCUAAAGCUGAGGGAAGUGGAGGUCAAGGGAGUGGACAGGGCCAGCAGAAGGACAGAGAGGAUCCCAUUGAUAAAUUGGGGUGGGGCAUGAUAGUCCUUCAGUACCGAGUGGUCUGGCCUCUGCAGCUUCUCUUCAGCCCCAAAGCCCUCAACAACUACAACACAAUCUUCAGGUUCCUUCUGAGGGUUAAGAAGACACAGAUCAAUCUGUGGGGUCUGUGGACCGAGCACACACGCACCAAGAACAUCGACAUUGGAGUCCUCCAGUUUCGAAACAACCUCAUCUUCAUUCUGGAUAAUCUGCAGUAUUACCUUCAGGUGGACGUCCUGGAGAGCCAGUACACGGUUAUGGAGAACUGCAUGAAGAGUACUGAGAAUUUUGAGGAUGUGCAGAGGGCACAUUCGGUUUUUCUGGCGAAUAUCAUGUCUCAGACGUUCUUGUUGGGGAAUACUGAGGAGCACAGCAAUCCAGUAAAUGGUCUUCUUCGUCUUCUCCUUCGUCUCUGCGACGACUUCAUUCUCCAGGCCUCGAUGUGGGAGGUGACAAACCUCCUCAGUACGGAAAAAGAGGAGCUUAAAAUGCUGACAGACACAUUAUCAAGCCUCAUGAACGUUCUCAUUCAGACCCUGAACAAAGUUCGAGCCCAGCCAAGUGGAAAGCAUCUCGCUCAACUACUCCUUCGCCUGGACUUCAAUCGCUGGUUCAGCCAACAAAUCCAAUAAUUCAAUCAUGAAAACCUUAAAAUACAGUAUUUACUGUGGAAAUUGUUUAACAAGUGCUAUAAAACGUAUUAAAUACUCCAUUGACGAUCAGAAAGCACUCAAUACUCAAUGGAUUGAAUGUAAUUAGUUUCGUUGGUUAAUAAAUAGGAGGAGGAUUCUUUCAAUUGAUCAA
Messenger RNA from Diachasma alloeum, 2733 nucleotides. It is a transcript of the gene Grip75, whose product is annotated as gamma-tubulin complex component 4. The transcript is spliced from 5 exons. Gene Ontology annotation, biological process: meiotic cell cycle; microtubule nucleation; mitotic cell cycle. Gene Ontology annotation, molecular function: gamma-tubulin binding; microtubule minus-end binding. The record is from RefSeq and is a predicted model, not a curated record. Gene Ontology annotation, cellular component: spindle pole; centrosome; gamma-tubulin complex. NCBI's taxonomy places the organism in Eukaryota, Metazoa, Arthropoda, Insecta, Hymenoptera, Braconidae. Bases 633 to 2561 code for a protein of 642 amino acids.